CUCGGUGAAACGGAAGAAGGACACAUCCGCAGAUUAUUACGGAGGUUGCAUUGCUGUAAAUGCUUCAUGGCCACUGCAGAGGUCUGAUUAAACAUACAUCGGGGUUUACUGCUUCGCUGCACGGAUAGCGCUGCUGUAAUCAGUCUGGUAAUUUAUAGGCGACCCUUACUGGGCCUCAGUAAAUUAUUACUAUCUGGACUCUCGACGAGGAUGUUGUUCCAAGUGGCUCUCGGGUAGAGGUAGACGAUAACAGACAUCAGGAUUCUUGGUGAAUAGGGUGUUGAACGUUUCAUUGUCUAAUAGAUCGGGUAAAAUCUUAACCAGGAUCUUUCUGGUGUGAGAUUAGCCUACAUUAGACGUUUAUUUGUCACAACUUAAAUCGAGUUUUGAUAUUUAAAUGACGUUUGUUGCUCUGGUCUAGCUGUGACAAAGAAAUUAACUGUAGUGUAGGCUAGCUACAUAUUUACUGUCACGUUUUUUUAUUUGAAGAAACGCUCAAAAAAGAAUACCUUAAACGAUGGAUCGGGACAGAGCUAGCCAAUCCCCCUCCACGCUGCCAGAGUCCCCGGGUUGCAACUCUCCCGAUAGCGCCUUACUGCAGGGUCUGAAGAAGGUGUCUUCGUGGCUGGUCGACUGCAGGAAAACACCAGGGCAGAGUGGAACUUCGAGAGGGGGACACGAGGAGGAGGGAGAUGGAGAUUUCAUUUCAUCAAGGGAUCUCGGUGGGAGGGGCUUAUCAUCUGCGGAACUUCAACCACAUGAUACUGACGAGGCAGAGAAGAGUUUAUCCAGAUCAGAACACUUCAAGAAACACCAGCAGAGACGUAUAGGGAAGAAACCUCACUGCUGCUCUGACUGUGGGAAGAGUUUCACUAGCCGGAGUUGCUUCAUUAUCCACCAGCGGAUUCACAACGGCGAGAGACCGUACUGCUGCUCUCUGUGUGGGAAGAGGCACAUCUCUGCUGGGCGUCUUAAAGAACACCAAAGAAUCCAUACAGGAGAGAAACCUUACAGAUGCUCACAGUGUGGGAAGAGUUUUGCUCUAUCUAGCACCUUAAAAUCUCAUCUGAGAAUCCAUACAGGAGAGAAACCGUACUGCUGCUCUCUGUGUGGGAAGAGUUUUACUGUAUCUACCGCCUUAAAAUCUCACCUUAGAAUCCAUACAGGAGAGAAACCGUACUGCUGCUCUCAAUGUGGGAAGAGUUUUACUGUAUCUAGAGCCUUAAAAUCUCAUCUGAGAAUUCAUACAGGCGAGAGGCCUUACCCCUGCCUUCUUUGUGGGAAAAGCUUUGUUAGUGCAGGAAACCUAACCAUACACAAGCAGAUACACACUGGAGAGAAGCCUUAUAGCUGUGAUCAGUGUGGAAAGAGCUUUGCUCUAGCUUCUGUGCUGACUUCACACCGGCGCAUACACACUGGAAAGAAACCUUUUAGCUGUGAACAGUGUGGAAAGAGCUUUGCCGUAACUUCCUCCCUGACUAGACACCAGCGAACACACACUGGAGAGAAACCUUAUGUCUGUCUAUGUGGAAAGAGCUUUGCUCAGUUAGGGACAAUGAAAAGUCACCAGAAAACAAAAACGUGCCGUAUUUCAUCUCCCUCCUAUACGGCACCGGUUCCAGAUCCCUAAAUGAAGGAUAAAUAAAAAACCUCUAGUAAACAGUCAUAUCCAUCUCCCAUUCUUAAACAGUUGACUUAGUCUUAUCAACAUGGUAACCUCUGUGGAGCCUAAAUUUAGCUGUGAUCUAGGAUCAGGUCUCCCCUGUGUCUAUGUAAUAUCACACAUUGUGAUUUAAAUGGAUAAAUGUUAUCAUAGAAUAUGUCAUAGUAAACCUGUCUGUGUGUGUGCUCAUAAAACUAAUCAAUAAUACAUUGGAUAAUAAUAUCCAUGUGGUCAAGGCAAGAACUAUGCAUGCUGUGUCUUGUAAUAACUUUUAGAUUUGUAAUGUAAUAUCUUGUACUGCAGAAAUGGAACGUAAAUCACAGAAAAUAGAUGCUGUGGUGGCAGCUGCAGAGAAGUAUUUGGGUAUAUGAGACUUUACUUCAGAAGAGUUACAGGGUAUUUUGAGUGGUGGUGUCCUGUCCUCCCAGGCCAUUGGGAUGGUGGAGGAGCAGAUCGGGUCAAAGUAGUGGAAUGGGGUAGUGGGUUUUCAAUGAGUGUAGGUGGCAGCUGCUGAGAAGUACCUGGGUGUACAAUAUUUUACUGCAGAAGAGAUAUAAGAUGUUUUGAGAUAAAUAAAUAAAAAUAGAUAUACAAUAUACAUUGUAGAAUUAAAGUGAAGACAUCAAAACUAUGAAAUGACACAUAUGGAAUCAUGUAGUAACCAAGAAAGAGUUACACACUUUUUUAUAUUUGAGCUUCUUCAAAGAAGCCACCCUUUGCCUUGAUGACAGCUUUGCACACUCUUGGCAUUCUCUCAACCAGCUUCAUGAGGU
Molecule: messenger RNA, 2436 nt
Organism: Coregonus clupeaformis (lake whitefish)
Lineage: Eukaryota; Metazoa; Chordata; Actinopteri; Salmoniformes; Salmonidae
Product: zinc finger protein 239-like
Exons: 3
Coding region: 518-1630 (370 amino acids)
Biological process (GO): regulation of immune system process; negative regulation of transcription by RNA polymerase II; regulation of cytokine production
Source: RefSeq, a predicted model, not a curated record